AUGGCCGACAAAUUGCUGAAAGAUUACGCGCCACCCUAUGCACGAGGGGUUCGGUCCAGCAUCACCCGACCUCCUAUUGAAGCCAACAACUUUGAGAUCAAGCCUGCAGUAAUUCACAUGGUCCAGCAGAAUCAAUUCAGAGGAGGACCGCACGAAGACCCGAACCAUUAUCUAGAGCUGUUCUAUGAAAUAUGUGGCAUGAUGAAGGUGAACGACGCCCCUCCAGAAUCAGUAUCCCUGGACUCUGUGUCAGGAGGGGCGUUGAUGAACAAGAGCCUUGAUGAAGCAGAAGAAAUAAUAGAGAAUGUGGCACAGAACCACCAUCAGUGGGCAUCUAAAAGAUCAGGUGGAGCGUUCUCAGGACAUCAGAUGAAGGCAUUAGGAAAAUUCGAGGUGGACGCAUUUAUGCUCAUGUCUGCAAAGCUGGACGCCCUGACCAAGAAGUUUGAAACAAUGGGGAUCAACACAGCUAAUGUCAUAGCAUGUGUUUGCGACAUCUGUGGGAGCACAGACCACGCUUAA
This is a messenger RNA of Zingiber officinale, 522 nucleotides long. RefSeq lists its product as uncharacterized. The record is from RefSeq and is a predicted model, not a curated record. NCBI's taxonomy places the organism in Eukaryota, Viridiplantae, Streptophyta, Magnoliopsida, Zingiberales, Zingiberaceae. Bases 1 to 522 code for a protein of 173 amino acids. The transcript is spliced from 2 exons.